Messenger RNA from Pecten maximus, 5539 nucleotides. Its product is annotated as protein AF-10-like. Gene Ontology annotation, biological process: regulation of transcription by RNA polymerase II. Gene Ontology annotation, molecular function: histone binding; nucleosome binding. The record is from RefSeq and is a predicted model, not a curated record. Bases 82 to 2232 code for a protein of 716 amino acids. NCBI's taxonomy places the organism in Eukaryota, Metazoa, Mollusca, Bivalvia, Pectinida, Pectinidae. The transcript is spliced from 18 exons. Gene Ontology annotation, cellular component: nucleus.
AAAAGGUUACAGAGGAUGAAUAGUUAAGAUGCAAACAUUAUGUGAUUUUGAAGGACUUUCUAUACAUUGGAGCUCGCCAUUAUGAAGGAGAUGGUUGGGGGAUGCUGCGUAUGCUCCGACGAACGUGGAUGGGCAGAGAACCCACUCGUUUAUUGCGAUGGAACUGGUUGUAAUGUCGCCGUACACCAAGCGUGCUAUGGUAUCGUUCAUGUGCCUACGGGACCUUGGUUCUGCAGGAAGUGCGAGUCUCAGGAACGGACUGCUAGAGUGCAGGUUAGCAACAGAAAUAGUACUCCAGAGCCUUCAAGAUGUGAACUUUGCCCCCAGAAGGACGGAGCUCUGAAGAGAACAGACACUGGUGUGAGUUGGUGCCAUGUUGUUUGUGCACUGUUUGUACCGGAGGCCUGGUUUGCCAAUGUUCAGACCAUGGAGCCUAUCGUACUAAAGAAUGUCCCACCUGAGAGGUUCCACAAGACGUGCUAUAUCUGUGAGGAACAUGAUCGCAGCAGUAAGGCUAACCAGGGAGCCUGUAUGCAGUGUAACAAAAACGGAUGUAAACAGAACUUCCACGUUACCUGUGCCCAAGCCCAUGGGCUGCUGUGUGAGGAAGCUGGUAACUAUGGCGACAAUGUCAAGUAUUGUGGAUACUGUGCUUAUCACUACAAAAAACUGAAGAAGGAUGCUAAUAUCAAAAUCAUCCCUGCCUUCAAGCCCAUACCGGCUGACAACGCCACUCCUGACAACUCACCGGAGAAAAAUAUUAAUUCCAACAAGAACUUCAAGAAGGGGAACAAGGCCGAGGCUAAAUAUACAUCAUCAGAAUUGUUCGCCCAGCAACGCGAGUCACGUUCACAGAUCUCUAGUGUUUACUCAGCCGUAGCGUCAGGUGGUGGUGACGCUCCUAAGGAACGAGAGACAAACACACCUCCAUUAUCACACAGUAGUGGUAUCGGUACGUCAGACUCCUCUGCCGUCAGCUCCACAGAAUCCCCGUCUAUGGACGAACAAGACUCUGCAAUCACAGAUCUAGCUCACAAUGGUGACCCAAAACUUCCUCUGGUAGCAGAGCCAAAAUUUAUGGCCCCUAAUUCCAAUGACUCUAGUAUGAUGGGUUCUACAAGUGCAGCAACCAGCUCGUUAGGAGCUCCAGCUACAUCAUUUUCAGGGGUUCUGGAGAACUUUGUGGGUGGAGGGGUGUCAGUGUCAAGACAACAUUCCCUAGACGACUCGGUGACAGAAGAAGAUGAUGAUUCUGAUGUCAUGGAUGGCAAGCGCUCAAGGUCAAGGUCUCUAGAGAAAGGAGAUAAAAAAGUGAAGAGAUUAAAACAAGGACAGGGUUCAUCGGGUACAAAAAAGGUCAAAUCAGGGUCACAAUGUGCGAAAGAGUCGUCACCCCCAGGUACUAAAAAGGCCAAGUGGAAAGGUGACGGCACCAUCAACAGUACGGCAGCUGGACUUGCUGGGAUGAAUAGUUUUGCUACGUUUGGAGGAAGUCCAUAUUUUCAAAGUCUCAGUGCACCAAGUCCAUUGUCUUUGUCGUCGUCUUUUGGACCAUCAAGUAAUAUGAAUGCUGUGAUUCCAGACCUGGAUGGCAGUAAUGAGUUGACAGGAGUGCCAAAAAUGUUUCCGAGCCUUGCAGCUUCACCAUCUAAACAAGAAAACUGUGAUUUCCCAACAAGUCUGGAUCAGUUACUGGAGAGACAGUGGGAACAGGGAUCACAGUUUCUAAUGCAGCAGGGCCAACACUUUGACAUUGCCUCCCUUUUAAGCUGUCUUCAUCAGUUGAAGUCUGAAAACAAGCGUUUAGAGGACCAUAUUCAGAGCCUGACAUCACGCCGGGACCACCUACUGGCAGUGAAUGCACGUCUUUCUCUGUCCUACACCCCAACAAACAAUAUCAACACGACUGACACUAGCCAGAAUAGUCCCAGGGGUUCACAUGAACAAAGUGGAAGAAGCAGCACCAGCCAUAGUCCUAUUGUUAAUUGUAACUCACCCACCACAGCUCAAAUCAACCCAGCAACACUAUCAUCCUCCGCCCUGACAGUUCCAGUGGGAUUACCCAAUCAUACCAUUCAGACUUCUCAACCAUCAUACAAUAUUUCACAUUCUGUCGGAAACCUGUCCAGCAUGGCAACUACAUCCUCUAUAGCAACAGCUAGUGCAGAGAGUUCACAACAGUUAUCUCAACAUAAACUACAGACCAAUCUCACAAACAAGGAUAACACAUGAACGUAGGCGGGUGUUUUACUGAACAUGACACAAAUUGUACUGAGCAUCACGCCACAAGUUGAACUCAGGCUAAAACUGCUGAUCAAGAGUUAUUUUGAUCAGAACAGUUGACAAUGUUAUUGAUGGCAUGGACACAUUGAAGUGUUGUUGCAGUGAAGAGAGGAAGUCCGUGUGCCAGAAUAAUGUGUUCGCAAAGGAGAGCAUAGCCACUCAGUGGCUUAUAGCUUACUAUGGGAUACCUCUUGGGUAAACUUACUUGUGUGCAAUGUUCAUAAUACCAUAAAGAACAAAUUCUGUGACAGGUGAUGACUGGAUGAGUAGUAUGUGUCAUGGUACAAUAGUCUUCGAUUGUAUCAUUGGGUCAGUUGGGUAUAGGGGAUUAUCCAGUCUUUGGUCCAGUCAUGUGAUUGGACAAGUGUUGUGAUUGGUCCACCAGCCAUAUGAUUGGUUCUCCAGUGAUUGGUUCUCCAGUCAUGUGAUUGGUCCACCAGCCAUAUGAUUAGUUCUCCAGUCAUGUGAUUGGUCCUCCAGUCAUAUGAUUGGUUCUCCUGCAGCCAUAUGAUCAGUCCUCCCAUGCGAUGGUCAUCCAGUCAUGUGAUUGGUCCUCCAGUCAUAUGAUCAGUCCUCCCAUGCGAUUGGUCAUCCAGUCAUGUGAUUGAUUCAGUUAUAUAUUGAUCUGCUAUAUGGUUGGUGCAGUUGCGUUUAUUUGUUUUUUGUGUAACAAAGUGUAAAGCUGGUAUGAACUUUCGAUAUAUAUACCCCUAUAUGUAAUUGGUACAUUAUCAAAAAUGAUACAUGUUGAAUGUCUGCCAUCAGAAAAAUUUGCUAAAACAAUUGUGACAUGAAGUUGUCAGGAUUAUCUUGACUUGUCAUGGCAACACCUUCCCAGGGUUAUCUAGUGUUGUCAUGGCAACACCUUCCCAGGGUUAUCUAGUGUUGUCAUGGCAACACCUUCCCAGGGUUAUCUAGCUAUAUAGUGUUGUCAUGACACACCUUCCCAGGGUUAUCUAGCUAUAUAGUGUUGUCAUGACACACCUUCCCAGGGUUAUCUAGCUAUAUAGUGUUGUCAUGACACACCUUCCCAGGGUUAUCUAGCUAUAUAGUGUUGUCAUGACACACCUUCCCAGGGUUAUCUAGCUAUAUAGUGUUGUCAUGACAACACUUUCCCAGGGUUAUCUUGAGUUAUCAUGACAACACUUGUAAGAAUUAUCUUUGGUUGUCAUGAGAACACCUUGUCAAGAUGAUCUUUGGUUGCCAUGCAUGAGAACUAAAGUAGAAUUUAACUGUCACAAUAGUCAUCAGCCUAGCAGCCAUAUUUAAAAACAGAUUUUGCAGAGACUCAGCAGAUAUGGGCAUACUCAUCAAGGUUCAAGAACAUCUAGGAAAAUAGUGUUUCAUGGAUAAAGCAGAGAUUGGUGUGGUCGAGAUAGAUUAAUCGAAAGGCUUGCUCACUUUGGAGAAUUAUACAAAUAAACACUAACUGUACUUGUUAAGGUGAUGUAUGAUCUCACUCAAUUGCAUGUUUUUUUUAUCAUAUUUAAAAACUAAUUUAAUUUUGUUUUCGACAUGAUAAUUUUGUAAUUAAUUGUUGCAUGUAAAAGUGGUUUCAUCAUGCCCAUUCACAUAACAUGUUAUUUUUUGUCUUCAGUCAUUAACGUAAUCAUGAUCAUUGUGUAUGUGUGGAGAUUGUUAUUAGAUUAUAUAUAAUAUUAUUGUUUUUAUCUCCAUCUGUUUUACUGCUGAAUGAAAUGUAUAACAAAUUGUUUAUGACGUCCAAAUGCCAAACACCACCACUAAAUAUCUGAUUGUGUCUCUGGAUUUCCUGUUGCUAUUUUUACCCACAUAUUCUUUGAAUUCCUUGAUUUAUGUGAACAGGUUUAUCUUCCAAGAUUGAUGACAAGUGAAGUUUAAACCUUGAUUGAUAAGGAUGUUAUACCAGUAUCCAACUACUUCAGUCGAACAAAAUGUUAAUUGGAAAAGUACUGUACUAGUUGUUAAAUUUCAUGGGAGCUAAUAUUUCGCAGUUGUCUCAGUACUAGUUCGCGGGUAUUAUAUUUCUACAGUAAACACAACUAUACAUUGGUUUGUAUAUAUAAAUAUUUUUUUGGGGUAUUUAUUUUCGUGCUAUAUGCAAGUAUAUUGUGAAAUUAUUUCCCCCACGAAAAUUACCAACUAUACAGUAUUAAAGAAAUGAUGACAUAAUAAUGAACGACUAGUAGAGGUAAAAAAUGAAUCAAUGAUUUAUUAUACACUUAGGGACAUUAAAUCUGGCUUUCAUUGUAUUUCAUCUCGAAUUCGGUCCCCAGGGGGAAAUAAUUUUUCAAUAUACACUGUAUCACUAAUCAACAGAUCUUAGAACAGAGAUACAUAGUACUACUUUAAUGCAAAUGCAGUUCUUGUACAUCGGAAGUAUAAACGAGAGCUGCUUAAAGAAGAGGGGUAUAUAGAACUCCAUGGACGUAAUAGUCACAGAUGAUAUUUAAUACUUUAUUUAUUUUGUUAAUUUGUUGUUGAAAAUGACAAAUGGCAAAAGUUUCCAAAAAUUGGUAAAACUGAUUUGAAUAUACAUGUAGUAAGCGUGAUAUCGCCCGACACAUAUACAGUCAAACCUGCUCUAACGGCCACCUUGAAUAAGCGGCCAGUCUGUGGUCCGCCCGAUGGAAAACACUAUAUAAUGAACCUUAAAUAAGCGGUCACCUGUCUAACGCGGCCAACAGCCACAAAAAUCUGCCCCGAGUCGUUGUAUCGUCCUGUAUUAAACGGCCAUUUUGUCUGGAAGUAGACAUCCGCGAUGAUUACAUGACUAGGUAUUUUUAUCAAAUUUAUCAAAACUUUGAUCUUUGUUGGUUUUCAUUUCAAAAUACACUGUACUGCAUAUUGUUAUCAAUACCAAUAAGUGCAUUAUAAUAUGAUAAAUUCAAGAAACUGUUGAAAAAAGUAUUUGGCAACAGGCCGUUUCUGGCCAACCUGGUUUAAGCAGCCACCUGUCUUAAGCAGCCAAUAUCUGUCGGUCCCUUGGGUGGCCGCUUAAUACAGGUUUGACUGUACUUACAUAUAUAUAUAUCACUGAGGUAAGGAUAAUUAAACCAGUCCUACCAGACCAUCAGUUGGGUAUCUCGCAAUAUUGUACAGGACAUGUAUAACGUAAAUCAUAAAUUUGUGAUGUUAGAGUUUUGUAUCUGUUUUAUAUAUACAUUUGUAAAAGAUUAUGUAACAGUUACUGUGUCGCGCCCCACCCCUCCCAAAAAAAAAGAAAAAAAAGAAAAAUGUUUCCUUCUUUCCUACUGACCUGGAUUUGUGCCUAUCC